Molecule: messenger RNA, 954 nt
Organism: Melitaea cinxia (Glanville fritillary)
Lineage: Eukaryota; Metazoa; Arthropoda; Insecta; Lepidoptera; Nymphalidae
Exons: 1
Coding region: 1-954 (317 amino acids)
Source: RefSeq, a predicted model, not a curated record
AUGCAGCGAUCGCCGCCAGCAAGUUCGUCUAACCCGCAAGUAAAAUUUUUAUCGAAUCCAGAUCUACCCGAAUCUGUGCGUUCUGCUGAUAAUUCUUUUAUUAAUAUGCGUAAACGCAAGCAGCCUGAAAUGGAAAUUAACGAUUCUGUGAUAAAUGUUAUUGAGAACACGAUUGAUAAGAAAUUAAAUUGCUGGAAGGAUGAUUUAAGCUCGACUAUUAUUGAUUCUGUUCUAAAAUCUGUACAAUCUGUGAUUGAACAAGAAGUUAAAAAGAUGACACUAUCCAUACGAGAUUCUUUUGAGAAGCUGAGUGAAAGAUUUAAUACUUUUGAGAAGUCUCUUCAAUUCACAAUGGAAAGGCAGGAUAACUUUGAAAAACGUCUUGAGGAGAUGGAAAAAAAAAUUAAGCUGAAUGUUGCCGAGGAAAGACAGAUCCAGGUGUUACAAGAUAGGUUAGACACCAUGGAACAACAGGCUAGAUCCCACAAUAUAGAAAUUGCAAAUUUACCUGAGCGCCGUGACGAGAAUUUAUUAGUAAUAAUGGAGAAGUUAGGGUGCGUCAUUAAGCAUCCAAUUAAUGCUCAAGAUAUUGUCUCGAUUCAUAGAGUGCCUCAUAUUGAAAAAACUAAUAAUCGGCCAAAGAACGUGAUUGUGAGGUUCACAACCAAAAUAAUUCGUGAUAAUAUUAUCGCUGCUGCGAGAGCAUCUAAGGGACUUAAGUCUGACAAGCUACUUGUUUCGGGAACAAUUCAAAAUGUCUAUGUAAAUGAACAUCUUAGUGCCAGAAACAAGCAAUUAUUUCGCUGUUGUCGUGAAGAAGCCAAGAAUAAUAACUUUAAGUAUGUGUGGGUCAAAAAUGGCACCAUACUUGUACGUCAAACCGAUAAUUCACCUAUAUUUGCUGUACGUAAUGAGCUGGACAUCAAAAACAAAAUUAAGUCGCAUAAGUGUUAA